Molecule: messenger RNA, 1632 nt
Organism: Procambarus clarkii (red swamp crayfish)
Lineage: Eukaryota; Metazoa; Arthropoda; Malacostraca; Decapoda; Cambaridae
Source: RefSeq, a predicted model, not a curated record
GGAGCACUGGUAGAUGAUGGAGAACAGGCAGUACUGGUAGAUAAUGGAGAACAGGGAGCACUGGUAGAUGAUGGAGAACAGGCAGUACUGGUAGAUGAUGGAGAACAGGGAGCACUGGUAGAUGAUGGAGAACAGGCAGUACUGGUAGAUGAUGGAGAACAGGGAGCACUGGUAGAUGAUGGAGAACAGGCAGUACUGGUAGAUGAUGGAGAACAGGGAGCACUGGUAGAUGAUGGAGAACAGGCAGUACUGGUAGAUGAUAGAGAACAGACAGUACUGGUAGAUGAUGGAGAACAGGCAGUACUGGUAGAUGAUGGAGAACAGGCAGUACUGGUAGAUGAUGGAGAACAGGCAGUACUGGUAGAUGAUGGAGAACAGGCAGUACUGGUAGAUGAUGGAGAACAGGCAGUACUGGUAGAUGAUGGAGAACAGGCAGUACAGGUAGAUGAUGGAGAACAGGCAGUACUGGUAGAUGAUGGAGAACAGGCAGUACUGGUAGAUGAUGGAGAACAGGCAGUACUGGUAGAUGAUGGAGAACAGGCAGUACUGGUAGAUGAUGGAGAACAGGCAGUACUGGUAGAUGAUGGAGAACAGGCAGUACAGGUAGAUGAUGGAGAACAGGCAGUACUGGUAGAUGAUGGAGAACAGGCAGUACUGGUAGAUGAUGGAGAACAGGCAGAACUGGUAGAUGAUGGAGAACAGGCAGUACUGGUAGAUGAUGGAGAACAGGCAGUACUGGUAGAUGAUGGAGAACAGGCAGUACUGGUAGAUGAUGGAGAACAGGCAGUACUGGUAGAUGAUGGAGAACAGGCAGUACUGAUAGAUGAUGGAGAACAGGCAGUACUGGUAGAUGAUGGAGAACAGGCAGUACUGGUAGAUGAUGGAGAACAGGCAGUACUGGUAGAUGAUGGAGAACAGGCAGUACUGGUAGAUGAUGGAGAACAGGCAGUACUGGUAGAUGAUGGAGAACAGGCAGUUCUGGUAGAUGAUGGAGAACAGGCAGUACUGGUAGAUGAUGGAGAACAGGCAGUACUGGUAGAUGAUGGAGAACAGGCAGUACUGGUAGAUGAUGGAGAACAGGCAGUACUGGUAGAUGAUGGAGAACAGGCAGUACUGGUAGAUGAUGGAGAACAGGCAGUACUGGUAGAUGAUGGAGAACAGGCAGUACUGGUAGAUGAUGGAGAACAGGCAGUACUGGUAGAUGAUGGAGAACAGGCAGUACUGGUAGAUAAUGGAGAACAGGCAGUACUGGUAGAUGAUGGAGAACAGGCAGUACUGGUAGAUGAUGGAGAACAGACAGUACUGGUAGAUGAUAGAGAACAGGCAGUACUGGUAGAUGAUGGAGAACAGGCAGUACUGGUAGAUAAUGGAGAACAGGCAGUACAGGUAGAUGAUGGAGAACAGGCAGUACUGGUAGAUGAUGGAGAACAGGCAGUACUGGUAGAUGAUGGAGAACAGGCAGUACUGGUAGAUGAUGGAGAACAGGCAGUACUGGUAGAUGAUGGAGAACAGGCAGUACUGGUAGAUGAUGGAGAACAGGCAGUACUGGUAGAUAAUGGAGAACAGGCAGUACUGGUAGAUGAUGGAGAACAGGCAGUACUGGUAGAUGAUGGAGAACAGGCAGUAUGGUAG